Messenger RNA from Clonostachys rhizophaga, 987 nucleotides. The record is from the annotation of a GenBank genome assembly. Lineage: Eukaryota; Fungi; Ascomycota; Sordariomycetes; Hypocreales; Bionectriaceae.
AUGAUUUACACGACCUACACACAGUUUUUCCCUCCAAAGCCAACAUUCACGGAGGAGAAUCUCCCCUCCCAGAAAGGAAAGGUUUUCAUGGUAACAGGCGGCAACUCGGGCAUCGGAUAUGAGUUGUGUAAGAUUCUCUAUGGCUCAGGGGCGACGGUCUACAUGGCAACUCGAUCAGAGCAACGAGCCGCGGAAGCUAUUCAAACCAUCACUCGAUCGGCACCUUCGUCAGAGGGUACCCUCAAAUUCAUCCACCUUGAUCUUGAUGAUCUGAAUACCGUCAAAGCUGCAGCCGCAGCCUUCGCCGCCCAGGAAUCCAAGUUAGAUGUGCUGUGGAACAAUGCAGGUCUUUCUGCAUUUCGGUUCGCGUCUGAUGCAAGAACCACCCAGGGAUUCGAACCCAUGAUGGGCAUGCACUGCAUCGCCACUCUGCUGUUCACCCAGCUUCUCAAACCCCAGCUGCAGGCUGCUGUGAAAGCUUCACCGGGGUCGCCCGGCUCUGUGCGUGUCCUCUGGACGGCAAGCAUCUCACUUGACGGGUCCUCUCCGCCCAAUGGGAUCGAGUUUGACCUGCUUGAGACGGGGGGUAAGGAUCCUACCCGGAACUACGGCGCUUCCAAGGCUGGAUCCUGGAUCCUGGCCCGUGAGAUGGCUCGAAGAUGGGGAGCUGAUGGCAUAACCAUCGCUUGCCUCAACCCUGGGAACGUCAAGUCUAAUGGCUAUACGGGCGCCCCUAACAGGGUCAUGUUCGUCCUCAAAAGACUGCUCUCUGAGACCAAGUCAGGAGCCUACACUGAAUUGUUCGCAGGGCUAUCUCCAGAUGUCAAGAAUGGGGAUUAUGUGAUUCCGUUUGGAAGGAUUCGUACAGACAAGGAGUGUCCUAGACAGGACAUUGUCAAGGCCAUUACCCCUGAGGAGGAGGGUGGCCUGGGUUACUGUAAGAAGUUCUGGAAUUGGUGCGAGGAGCAGUACAAGCCGUUCAUUUGA